Messenger RNA from Striga asiatica, 822 nucleotides. The record is from the annotation of a GenBank genome assembly. Lineage: Eukaryota; Viridiplantae; Streptophyta; Magnoliopsida; Lamiales; Orobanchaceae.
AUGGCUACUGGCAGAGGAAGAACAAUCAAAAUCCUCCACCACCACCGCGCAGCGCCGCAUCUCGCCGCCCUCUGCCGACGAACUCACCACCACCGCCAUCCUUUCCCGGCGCACUUUCCUACACCGUGUCGUUUCCUUUGUCUCUCUGCACCGACCUCCUCCGAGCCCGCAUCUCGAGCAACGCCAUUACCUCCUAUCCUAACCAGAUGUCGUUUCUCUUCAAGUGCCGCAACUAAGGCCGUCUUCUCCAGGCCAGAAGGGAUCGAGGCACUAUGUUCGGAUCUUGAGGUGGAUUACAAUGAUAUCAAGAUUUUGAUUCUUGCUUGGAAAAUGGACGCCCAAAAGCAGGGAUAUUUUACCCAGGAUGAGUGGAGAAGAGGCUUGAAAGCUCUUCGAGUUGAUAAUAUUAAAAAAUUGAAGAAAUCACUGCCAGAAUUGAAGAAAGAGACUUUGAAGAUUUCUAUUUGUUUGCCUUUCGCUACUGUUAAAAGGUAUGUCUGUACAUAUUGUAAAUCUGCAUUUCUGAGUAAAUGUGUAUGCUUCGAUUAUUUUCUUAUCCGGCUGAAAUGUUUAGAUAUUGAGAGCACCUUCAUGUUGAUUGAUCUGGUAUUAGGGUUUCAAUAUCCGGCACAAGUUGAUUCAUUCAUCCAAUUUCUUAAGAUCCAGAGUGACUACAAGGUGAUGAAUAUGGAUCAGUGGAAGAAUUUUCUCCGGUUUUGUGAAGAGAUAAGCUUUCCGGACCUUCGAAAUUAUGAUACAUGCGAAGCUUGGACUUUACUUCUCGAUAAUUUUGUCGACUGGCUUAAAAAGAAGGCAGUAUAA